Molecule: messenger RNA, 930 nt
Organism: Anthostomella pinea
Lineage: Eukaryota; Fungi; Ascomycota; Sordariomycetes; Xylariales; Xylariaceae
Source: the annotation of a GenBank genome assembly
AUGACGACGACAUCGCCGGCUACAGACAGCAAAGCACCACGCGCUUGUCUACUGGAAAUACCCGCUGAACUACGGCUCCAAAUCUACCGGCAUGCGCUCGACUCAUCGCAACUCACCUGCGAGGUGCAUCCCCACGCCAGCGGUAGCCUUGACAAGAAAUGGCGAGCACCGUUCUGGAUCCAUCUGCCAGCCACCUAUUUAGCCCUAGUACAGACCUGCCGCCUGUUUCGAGACGAGGCCUGGCCUCUCAUCGAUGGCAUUGCGUCGUGGCAUCUGCGGGGCGACAGGGCUGUUGAACACUUCGUCCACUACCUCUCAAAGACGAAGAGGGUCAAGGUCACCACACUGACAGGCGUCGAAACGACCACUUACCAAUACAUGCGUUUCCUCAAUCAGUUUCCCAGACUUCGGAGCGUACACGUCCGGCGUAGAGCGGCGUUCAUUGGGACUCUUACACCGGCUCAAGCCGGAGCAUUGCCCUUUGAAACCGUCAUCCACGCCUUUAACCAAGACGGAUUGGACUACCUAGGGCCCCAGGGGAUACAGCAUCACAUCGACCAAGGACGAUGGGAUGAAUUCACCGCAUACUCGGGCAUCGUAUUUGACUAUCUCAAGGACACAGUCAAUGCAGAAGGGUUCUAUGAAAGCCUGGGCAGAUUCGUCUUGCCGUGCACCCUGGACCUUGUCCGUAAGACGGUCGUGAAACACACGGACAAGCUGGUCCCGACGCAGGGAGGGUUGACUGCUUUUGAGGUUUGGAGCAAACGCUGCACACGCCCGGCGUCCGCUAUCGCGGAGGCAGAACAUCACAAGUUCGAGAAAGAUAGCUCGCCGUUGCAGGUCCGGUAUGCCAGCUAUUUGGGCAUCGAUCCCACGACAGUUGAGGGGCCGAAGGCCCCUAGAAGGUCGAAGUGGCAACGACAAGAGUGA